AUGUCGUGCCCAGAUUGCUUUCGAGGUGGGUUAACCACAACAACCGCAACUGGCAAAGAAACUAUGAUUCACGGUCUCCCAACUUAUGUUGCAGAACCAGAAAAUGGGAAUGUGCCAAAGGGUAUAGUUGUUAUCAUUACUGAUGCUUUUGGUUGGGAUUUUGUCAACAACAGUGUAUUGGCAGACCGCAAUGCAAUGAAUCCUCGCGCUUUUUCUCUAUUUGAUAGAAUCAUGGAGCCUGCGUCUUGGUUGACAACAAUUUUCCUCAAACCUAUAUAUAUUUUUCAAGCUAUGACUAUCGCAAUUCCUUGGAAAACAAAGACCAAAAUUCCUAUCACCCAUCCUAAAGUCGUUUCCUUCUUUCAAGCUCUUCGGUCAUCCAAGCCUCCCUUUCCAACGAACAAUCUCAAGAUCGGUGUUGCGGGUUUCUGUUGGGGUGGAAAACAUACUAUACUUCUUGCACAAGACGAUUUGUCAUCGCGCGUUCAACGACGUCAAUCGCAAGCCAAAUCUACCACUCCUGAACCAUUGAUCGACUUCAAAAUUCCACUCAGUGUAUCAAUCGGGGACAAUGAUUCAGCCAUGAAAGCUCCUCAAAUUGAUCAGAUGAAGGAAAUACUCCAGGUGAAGCACAAGGGUAAUUCUGAAGUCAGUAUUCUUCAAGGCGCAAAGCAUGGAUUUGCUAUUCGAACACAUCCUGACGAUAAGGAUGAGUUGGAGUGUGCAAAUAAGGCAGAGGCUCAGGCUAUUGAUUGGUUCAAGAGAUGGUUUGCUUGA
Molecule: messenger RNA, 777 nt
Organism: Botrytis byssoidea
Lineage: Eukaryota; Fungi; Ascomycota; Leotiomycetes; Helotiales; Sclerotiniaceae
Exons: 3
Coding region: 1-777 (258 amino acids)
Molecular function (GO): hydrolase activity
Source: RefSeq, a predicted model, not a curated record